AUUUUUUUUCUUCCCAAACCCCCAAGUGUAAAAUAUUUCCCCCCUUUCUUCUUCUCCUUCUCCUGUCUCUGUGCCCUAUCGCUCUCACUCUCGCACACUCUCAGUUCACUCCGUUUCAAAUCGCUCCGAAAAAACUGGUUUUGAUGGCUUGAAUUAUUCUCUGAGUGCUUCUCUUGGUGGUUCAUUGGCAACUCAGGUGCAUUGGAAUAUUUGGAAUUCUGUUUUAUAAAAUAUUGACUUGGAGAGAAGCAAUGGCACCAAAUCCAAGAGUUGCAAGAGCAUUUCGUGCUAUGAGGAGUAUUGGCAUCAUUGAAGAAAAAGUGAAACCAGUCUUGAAAAAUCUUUUAAAAUUGUAUGACAAAAACUGGGAACUUAUUGAAGAAGAAAAUUACAGAGCCCUCGCAGAUGCUAUAUUUGACCAAGAGGAGACACAGGCGUCAGAGCAAAAGAAGAAACAUGAAAUCACUGAUAAAGAGGAAAUGGAUGAAGAAGCUCAGAUGCAUGAGGAGUCCGAACGUCCUCUAAAAAGGUUGCGCUUGAGAAACCAGAAUGAUCAUGUUUCACCUUCUUUUGGAUUGGGUGAAACUUCAUCAAGAGGGCCACCCAAAGUGGAGGAGGCUGAUCUGCCUGAGACUUGUCCCGAACAACGGUCACAGGAUAUGACACAGUCACCACAGCCACUUGUUAGAAACAAAGGAAAGCAACCUGUCUUGCCUAAGCCCGUGUCAAUACAGGAUAGUUUUGAGCCAUCUCAGCCAGGUGCUGCUGACAGAACUGAGCCAUUUGCUACAAGGAGAACUGAAUCUGAUUUGGUCCCUCCUCCAGUACAUCUCACGGGAAAAGGAAAGGAACCUCUCUUACCUCAAAUUGCUCCAGGAAUUUCUGUGAGGUCGCCUCAUGCAGUGCGCUUGAAAGAACCAAUGGGUGACACUGGCAUUGUCCUUUCACCCAAGCCGCACGUACAUGAUUCUCGUGCUUUGAUCAAGCCUAAAGAUGAGCCAUUCACUGAUGACAUACUGCAGUCAGAGGUUCCUAGUGCAGUGAUUCAUGGAGGUACAUCUUAUUUCCUGUGGUUGACCUGUGAUAAUUUUAAGUGCUUAUUGAUGACUGGUUUUGAUGGCUUGAAUUAUUCUCUGAGUGCUUCUCUUGGUGGUUCAUUGGCAACUCAGGCAAUGGCACCAAAUCCAAGAGUUGCGAGAGCAUUUUGUGCUAUGAGGAGUAUUGGCAUCAUUGAAGAAAAAGUGAAACCAGUCUUGAAAAAUCUUUUAAAAUUGUAUGACAAAAACUGGGAACUUAUUGAAGAAGAAAAUUACAGAGCCCUCGCAGAUGCUAUAUUUGACCAAGAGGAGACACAGGCGUCAGAGCAAAAGAAGAAACAUGAAAUCACUGAUAAAGAGGAAAUGGAUGAAGAAGCUCAGAUGCAUGAGGAGCCCGAACGUCCCCUAAAAAGGUUGCGCUUAAGGAACCAGAAUGAUCAUGUUUCACCUUCUUUUGGAUUGGGUGAAACUUCAUCAAGAGGGCCACCCAAAGUGGAGGAGGCUGAUCUGCCUGAGACUUGUCCCGAACAACGGUCACAGGAUAUGACACAGUCACCACAGCCACUUGUUAGAAACAAAGGAAAGCAACCUGUCUUGCCUAAGCCCGUGUCAAUACAGGAUAGUUUUGAGCCAUCUCAGCCAGGUGCUGCUGACAGAACUGAGCCAUUUGCUACAAGAACUGAAUCUGAUUUGGUCCCUCCUCCAGUACGUCUCACGGGAAAAGGAAAGGAACCUCUCUUACCUCAAAUUGCUCCAGGAAUUUCUGUGAGGUCGCCUCAUGCAGUGCGCUUGAAAGAACCAAUGGGUGACACUGGCAUUGUCCUUUCACCCAAGCCGCACGUACAUGAUUCUCGUGCUUUGAUCAAGCCUAAAGAUGAGCCAUUCACUGAUGACAUACUGCAGUCAGAGGUUCCUAGUGCAGUGAUUCAUGGAGAGCCAUUAAGCAUAGAAAAUUCUUCAAGUGCAAAUGGCUCAAUUGGAGCAUCUGAUGGUCCUGAACAUGUUGUAUCCCAAUCUGUAGAUGGGGAAGCUAGAAAUGAUGGUGUUCUAGCUUCAUCAAAUGAAAGGAGAACUGAUUGCAAGCUUGCAAACAAUGUGGAUGGGUCUUCUUCUAACUUAGAUAUUGCUUCCUCACACUAUGGAGAGGAACUGGGAACCGACUCUGCCAAUAAAUCACAGGAAACAAUUAUGCCAGCUGUUGAUUUAUUGAAACAAUCUAAUGCACUGGAUGCUUUGGGUGCUAGAGUAAAGCCAUUUGGUGCCUCUAAUGGAUCAGUCAUUACCCCAUGUGCUGUUGAAGUAGCAGAGUCUCAAAUUCCAAGACUUCCAUCAUCGUCCAAUGGGACAGAUGACUGCACACAAACUGAUAAGAAUACUAUUGAGAACAUCGGUGAAAUUGAUGAGGAAAAGGAACAGAAUAGUCUUGAGCAUGCAAAUCCUCAUAGUCUGUUGGCUCAGCAGCCUGAUGAUAUAAAGUCUCUUCAUGAUGCUAAUGACAUAGCCAAAGGACAAGAAAGAGUUGUGAUUUCAUUGGUAAAUGAAGUCAACAAUGAGUGUCCACCAUCCUUUCACUAUAUACCCAAAAAUGCAGUUUUUCAGAAUGCUUAUGUCAAUUUCUCUUUGGCUCGGAUUGGGGAGAAUUGUUGUUCGAUUUGUCUUGGCGAUUGUUUAUCAUCGUCAACACCUUGUGCUUGUGCAAAUGAAACUGGUGGUGAUUUUGCAUACACCUUAGAAGGCCUGGUUAAAGAUGAAUUUUUAGAAGAGUGUAUUUCGAUGAAUCGCGAUCCCCAAAAGCACUGCCACUUUUAUUGUAAGGAGUGCCCACUGGAAAGAUCAAAAAAUGAUGAUAUUAUAGAACCAUGCAAAGGUCACUUAGUGAGGAAGUUCAUAAAAGAGUGUUGGUGGAAAUGUGGCUGCAGUAAGCAGUGUGGUAAUCGGGUGGUACAGCGUGGUAUAAGUUGCAAUUUGCAGGUGUUUAUGACUCCUGGAGGAAAAGGAUGGGGUCUUCGUACCCUAGAGGACCUCCCAAAAGGUGCAUUUGUAUGUGAAUAUGUUGGGGAAAUAUUAACCAAUGCAGAGCUCUUUGAGCGAGUCUCGAAAAGCCCCAGCAAUGAGGAGCAUGCAUAUCCUGUGCUGCUUGAUGCUGAUUGGGGUUCAGAAGGAGUCUUAAAGGAUGAAGAGGCUCUUUGUUUAGAUGCAACACAUUAUGGAAAUGUUGCAAGGUUUAUUAAUCAUAGAUGUUUCGAUUCAAACUUGGUUGAGAUACCUGUGGAGGUGGAGACUCCUGACCAUCAUUAUUAUCAUCUUGCCUUCUUCACAAGCAGAAAGGUGCAAGCAUUGGAGGAACUUACGUGGGAUUAUGGUAUCGAUUUCGAUGAUCAUGAUCAUCCAGUCAAGGCAUUUAAGUGCCGGUGUGGCAGCAAGUUCUGCCGAAACAUCAAACGCUCAAGCAGAUCUAGAUCUGCAGCGAGUAGAAGAUGAACAUGUGGGGUUCAGGAAGCCAUUCACUAUUUUUCUUCCCUUGUUGAAGUAAAUUUGGUUAAUGAGACUUUGCUCCCAGAGGUUAUAACCUCUCAAUUGACUGGAUUUUGGGGUUAUUAUGAAAGCCUUGAGGAGUUGUUAGUUUUCGGGAUGCUAUUUUUAAUGGUGGCACAGCUUUAACUUGACAGAUACUUAUAAGCUUGUGUGUCGCAUGCCUAUUAUGUUGUAUUCGUAGCAUAAAGUAAUUUGCUGGAGAAUAAGGGUUGGCUGUGUCCGUUUCCCAGAUUCAGGCUACCUACACUAAGCAAAGACUGGAUAAAAAGUUGGUAUUUAAUUUGACAUUUCUUAUAAAAGCUUGUUUUCCCCAUUGAUAUUGUGUAUUAUAUGUAGCAGAGUAAUUUGCUGAAAACAAUGGUUGGCAAUGUUGGUUCCC
Messenger RNA from Camellia sinensis, 3951 nucleotides. The record is from RefSeq and is a predicted model, not a curated record. Lineage: Eukaryota; Viridiplantae; Streptophyta; Magnoliopsida; Ericales; Theaceae.